CGGUACCAUUCCCACCCGCCGUUCGUCUCUUCGCACGUAUAUAAACUCAAGUCAACACUGGUCUAUCCGUACAAUUACAUCAGAUCGUGAAUAAUACGUGUUAGCCAUGAAACUCGCACUGCUUUGCCUGCUCGCCAUUAUUUCUGUCGUCUAUGUGUACGCUGCAGACGACAAGUACACUGAUAAAUUCGACAAUAUAGAUGUAGAUCAAAUUCUUAAUAACGACCGACUGCUGAAACGAUAUAUCGAUUGUUUGCUGGACAAGCCCAACGUUAGAUGCCCUGCUGAAGCUAUUGAAUUAAAAAAACAUAUAACCGACGCGUUAGACGAUGAAUGUUCAAAAUGUUCGGAACACCAGAAGGAGAUGGUGAAAAAGGUGAUAAAACAUCUAAUAAUUAAUAAGAGAAGCAUGUGGAACGAGCUGAAAGCGAAGUACGAUCCGGAAGGGAACUACGCUAAGAAGUAUGAGGAUAUGGCUAAGGAGGAAGGCGUUCAGAUCUAAUCAGGAAUCAACAAGGAAGAAAAUAUAUGCAACACUAUUAUGAGACAAUACUAAUUAUUUCAUCGACCUUCUAGUUGCGAUUCGACACGAUUCGUAUGUAUACGCAUAUGCAAAUAAAAUAUCGUUCAUAAUA
Wasmannia auropunctata (little fire ant) is the source of this 635-nucleotide messenger RNA. RefSeq names its product ejaculatory bulb-specific protein 3-like. Lineage: Eukaryota; Metazoa; Arthropoda; Insecta; Hymenoptera; Formicidae. The record is from RefSeq and is a predicted model, not a curated record. The transcript has 3 exons. The coding region runs from base 107 to 502 and encodes 131 amino acids.